AUGGAUGGACUACCGGAAAACCCCGUUGACUGGUUUCGACUUGAGGAUCCUGAUGAGCCAUUUGGAGUUCCUUUCCAUCCACAUCCACUACACUUAGUUGGGAUCCAUACUUUCCCCAAGACGCUCUUGAGGAGGAGGAUCCCGAAGAGGAUACUGAAGAAGAUCCCGAUGAGGAGGAGCUCGAGGAUGAGGGCAUAUUGCAGUAUGCCUAAGAGACUGAUGAUGAUGAUCCUGCAGAGGAUGAGGGAGACCUCUCCGAAGAGGAACCUACUCCCCUUACCCCCACCAGUCUCACCACUGAGACCCUACUACCAGUCGUACCUUCUGCGUGGCAAGGGCCCUUGUAUGAUGAGGACCCUAGGAACUACUAUAUCUCCUAUUUACCACUUGGACGCAGUUGUUCGGGUUUCCCGACCCACUAGUGGUCUAUUAGGGAAACGGACUCGACCUAGUGAGCCAUCUUGGCUCACAAACCUCCUUAGCAGGAGGGAUGCUAUUGAUCUACCACCACGGUUUAAGACCAAGGAUAAGAUCAGAUCCUUGGAGCAGUUUAUGAGAGGUCCACGCUCUACUUCCCUUGACCAUCAAGUUGAGAUACUCAAGGAAGAGGAGAAGGAGAAUUCUGAUGUUAGAGCACAGAACUACCAGAUUCAGAUCAUGGAGAGCGAGCUUGCUGCGCAGCGAAAUCAGCUGGUUAUCUUUGCGCAUGAAGGACGCUACAUUUUGGACCUAUUCGUGGACUUUGUCCUCUAUGUGAUGACUCAAUUUGGGAGUAGUUGUGAUGAUAAGUUUUCCGAAUUUCGAGAUUUUGGGCAGUCUAUUAAGAACAACAUUGGAUUUAAUAAAUCUGGAGUGGCUAAUGAGUUUGGCAAAUCUGGUUGUAUUGAAACUAAGUUGCGUGUUCAUAAGAAAAAGUGUGUAUUUGAGGAUAUUCCUUCUUUUAAUUUAGGAAUUGAGGAUGACAUCUAUACUCCUCUAAAAGUGAAUACAGGUGUUGAAAGUUAUGUUAGUAAGAAUUCUGUUUCUGUUGAAAUAAGUUCUGCUUCAGUCAAAGGAAAUGUAAUUAAGUCUCAUGAUAAAAGUGAAAAAGUUAAAAUACUUGAGAAUGAUAUGAUUUCAUCGAGACCAAAGAGAAGUCAAACGUUACCUCUAGUGCUUAGGUCUCCAUUUGUUGUACGAGUUGUUGAGAUUGAUAGUAAUUUGACGAAGGAGGAGAAUAUCAAGUAUAAUUAG
This is a messenger RNA of Lactuca saligna, 1233 nucleotides long. NCBI's taxonomy places the organism in Eukaryota, Viridiplantae, Streptophyta, Magnoliopsida, Asterales, Asteraceae. The record is from the annotation of a GenBank genome assembly.